AUGAAGAGAAUGAUGAUGAAGUUUCUAGCUCUAGUGAACAACAGAGUGACGUGGAUGGAGGUAUGCAUAUCAAGGAACAUCAAGUUGAAUAUAGCUUCAUCGGAGGGAUGUCAGUGGAGGGCAUAUAAUCAGCUUUCAAAGUAUCAACAAGCUCUGAGUACAAGGAUACAGCCAGCAAUAGGAAGCUACCAGUCACAACCAAUCUGGGAUCUAAAAGGAAUCCAUACUUCACAUUAUUAUAAUGAUGAAGUUAAAGUGGUAGAAACACCUCCUUUUGCCGAGUCGGUGUCAGAGGGCGAUGUAAGGUGGGAUAAAGGUGUAGGGGACUUUGUAGAGGAAGAUGAAGUUAUUGGAGAGAUCGAAACAGACAAGACUUCUAUCCCAGUACCAGCACCAUGUAGUGGAGUCAUCCUUGAGUUGUUGACACCAGAUGGAGAGAAGGUUGUAGCAGGUCAAGAGCUUCUCAAGAUACAAGUCUCAGGAGAUGCACCUAAGAAAGCUGCCCCAGAAGCUGCAGCCCCUCCUCCUACCCCUCCACCACCUGCUGCUGCCCCAGCCUCGCCCCCUCCAGGAGCAUCAGCUGGGCCCAUACCAUCAACUCCACCACUACCGCCCUCUAUACCUACAGCUCCUAUCACAUCUAAACCAGCAUCAUCAGUCCCUAUCCAGCCUGCUGCAGUAUCCCAGUCAGAACCUAUUGGCUUUGGAGCAAGAUCGGAACAAAGGGUCAAGAUGUCCAGGAUGAGACAGAGGAUAGCACAAAGACUCAAGGAUGCCCAGAAUACUGCUGCAAUGCUUACUACAUUCAAUGAAAUAGAUAUGAGCAAUAUAAUAGGGGUAAGGAAUAAACACAAAGAUGCUUUCAUCAAGAAGCAUGGAGUCAAGUUGGGCUUUAUGUCGGCUUUCGUCAAAGCAUCAUCUUAUGCUCUCAAGGAAAUGCCCGUUGUUAAUGCAGUUAUUGAUGAAAAUGAAAUAGUGUAUCGUGACUACGUUGACAUCAGCGUGGCUGUGGCUACUCCUAAGGGUCUAGUAGUUCCUGUUCUUCGUAAUGCUGAUGGUAUGAGCUUUGCGGACGUUGAGAAGGGGCUGAAUGAGCUUGGUGAAAAGGCCAGAUCAGGAACACUAGCAGUUGAAGACAUGGAUGGAGGUACCUUUACAAUAAGUAAUGGAGGUGUAUUUGGUUCUAUGUUUGGUACCCCUAUCAUCAACCCACCUCAGUCAGCAAUCCUGGGAAUGCACGCCUCGUUUGAUAGACCCGUUGCUAUAAAUGGAAAGGUUGAGAUACGGCCUAUGAUGUACAUUGCCUUGACGUACGACCACAGACUCAUCGAUGGUAGGGAAGCCGUUACCUUCCUUCGUAAAAUCAAAGCCGGUGUCGAAGACCCCAGCAUCUACUUACUAGAAAUGUGAAUUACUCAGAGUUAUAGAUCUAGAUAUAUUUAAGAAGAUCCAUUGAAGUAGCGGUGAAGCUGGACUUGUGAUUGUAAUAUUCUGCAAUGAGGAAAUUGAAGUGGAAGAUAGGUGAAAAGUAAGAUCAGUUUUUAUUUGGAGUCAGAUUUUGAUGAACUUGACUGACAGCUAUUCUUUGUUGAAAUAGGUUUUGUUGAUGGGUAUGUUUAGUUUGUACCAUUCACCAUCCUUAUCCCCUACACAUUUGAUGAAUAUUAUUUAUUUUUAUUUCUGUAAUAUCCAUUGGAAUUUUUCUGAAAAUUAAUUUUACAAAAUUGCCAAAUUCAAAUAAGUGAGUGGUAUUCAUACAGUACAUACUCAUCAAGAUUGAUAAGCAUUUUGUUCUUUAUUUGUUAAAUUUUACAAUUCAUUGCUGAGUUACAUUUUUUGAUAGGUCAUCCAGAUUUGCGUCUUUUGAAAAAUUUUCAAUGUUUUAGAUGAAAUGUAUAUAUUAUAUAACAUUUACAAAAAUAUGUGAAUCAAAUAUCUUGGGGUCUAACAAUGAAAUGUUAGGCAUGUUUUGCCCACUGUGAAGGCAUAUCAGUUGAUGCAAAUGACUUGAUACAAAUAUAAUAUACACUUGAAUAUUCAGUCAGUGGCUAAACAGAGUCAAUUUUGAAUGCUAUGGCAUGUCUCAUUGUCUAGAAAUAUGAGUAAUAAUCAAUAAGUUUGUUUUCUUCAUUGUAAGGACAUUAAUACAUACUAUCUUUGAAUGUGUCACACUACUGUCAUUCAUCUAAAAUUAAGGUGGUAAGCGCUUACUACGAUUGUGCUUCAUAUUCUUUAAAAAGAAAACAUUUCUGAAGCUUCUAACAAAAUGUCAGUCGUUUGUUAAGCUGUCAAUUGGUAGUGAGAAACUAAAUUGAUAUGUAUAUGAAUUCAUAUAAAGACAAAUGGCCAUUUUGUUAUAAAUCAUAUGGGAUAUAUGCAUCAUUUGUGAAGUACCUCAAUACAAAUGAUUCCAGAGUCACUUGUUAAGAAUAAAGUAUUCUGAAGAAUGUUUGCUGUCUGACUUUGUAUUUGAAAUAAGUGACUGGUAAGUGGCUGUUACUUUGCAUGACAGCUAAGAAAGCAAGGAGGCUUUGUCAUUAAGCAACCUGAGGACCAAUGGCUGAAGGUCCUCUUUGAUAGACCUGGGGUGUUUCAUAAAGAUUUAAGUGUGACUUAAAGUCCCAGUUGCUGGCGGAAUUGCAGGCAUCACCGCAUCGGUCAAAUUGUGCUAAAAGGAUGCGCACUCCUGCUUUAUUAAUCAAUAAGAUUGCACAUUACAUCAAACGGUCUGUCAACAUUUAAGCAUGUCUCUAUAUGUCACACUUAACUCUUUGUGAAACCCCACCCUGGUUAUGAAGAUAAAUGCCUUACCAUAGGCCACUAGGCACUGACCUGGUUUUGAAACCAGGGGCCAGUAACACAAAACUUAGCAAUGAUCGUAGAACAUUUUUCUAUGAUUGAUUCCAUUGACCACAAUGUACAAUCAAUCGUGAAAAUCAAGCGAAUGAUUGAUCGCUAACCUUUGUGUUACGGAACCCAGGACCCGUCUUACAAAGAGUUGCGAUUGAUCCAAUCAACCACAACUAUGGACGGCCAGCAACGUCAACAUGUAAAAUACAUGUUUGUUCAAAAUAUUUUCUAGAUAUGAUAUAUAUUCAUACAUUCAUAGCUUUCUUUACAAUUCACUGUGCUUCUCUUUGUUUUCAAAGGACAUUGUGCAAAUUUCCUAAAGAAAAUAAUAUGACAUUGAUGGAUUUUCAUAUACUUGAGUUUGAUUGGUUUAAAUCCUAAAUCUUUAUAAGACGGGGUCCUGGUGUUCAGAUUACAAGACCAAGUGAUCUGUCUCAACUCACAACUGGAAUCAUUCAUGAUGAAGUAUGCAUUCUGUUUAAUUGCAUUUCUUCUUUCACAAAGAUUUCAUGUUGGCCUGCAUUUGUUUGUAUAAUAUAUCUAUUCAGAUGUGAAAUGUAAGAGGAUAAUUUAUUGUUACAGUUAAAACCCUUUUAUGGCCGUUCAUUCUUUUUCAACUGUUUUGUAAAGCAAUUGAGGGCUUUUGUAAUGAUGAACACAUCAUUGUAAUGAAAUGAAUUCCCGGAAACUAGAUCUUAUACAGUAGAUUGGGGCAUACCAUUAAUUGAUAGAAAAUCUUGUUAUUGCCAUCAAAACAUUUAAAUGCUCUGGGGCCUGUUGCAGAAAGAGUUGCAAUCAAUCGCAACUCUAAAAAUCUUGCGCAACUUGAUUUUCAACCGAUCAACAGCGCGCAUUUGGGACUUGCGAUUGAUUUUUUGACUUGCGUGUAAACCCAACUCUUUCUGCAACGGACCCCAGAAGUAGUAUCAUCAUUGAAGGACCAAGAAGUUCUAUUUCAUCCCAAAUGGAGCAUUGUACUACUGAUUCAUUAAUGAAGUUCAUAAUGCAUGUUGCUUUGAAAAAAAAAACCCAGUGAUUACAAAGCAUGGGAAUAGGAGAAGAAUUUAUACUUUAGUAUCUACUAUCUAUAUGAAUGCCUUGAAUACAUCGUACUGUGCUUUGCUGUGGUCCUUAUUUCUAGUAACAUCCUGUCUAGAGUAUACACAUGCUUUACAUCAAUGCUGGUGUAAAUACAUUUUGAGAGACGAUGUUUGCAUCAUUAUGUAUCAUAAUGGAUAUGAAAAACUUCAGUUGUUCAGUUGUGAUAUAUUUUCAAUAUGGUAAAGAACAAAACAAAGUGACACCAUUUUUAUUAUGAAUGUUUAUUGAUACUUGAGAUGUGUUGUGUGCGGUGGCCUUUAGAAGAGUUAACUUGCAUCUUUUCCUCGAUUCAGAGCUUUUAAUUCUCCAGCAGUUGUCUUAUUGCCUCCUAGGAGAGUGUAUAUGAUAACACCCAAUAAAUCUCAAGGAAUAAAUACAUGAUAUAUUGGAUAGUUUGGUGUUAAUGCCGGUCCUGGUGUUGGGAGCUUCACACCUACAUGUAGUGAGAUUCAUUCUUGGAUCGGCUUCAUUUUAAAGCUAAAUGAAAGUAGUUGCAGUAAAACACUGAUUUUGUGAGAAAGUCUGUAAAACCAAGGUUAAGUAAUACUAUAUAAUCGUGGAUCUAGAUCUGGUACAGUUACAUAUACUUAACUUUGUGAAAUCAUAAAAUCUAAGCUGAAAAACGAUCACUCUGAAGAUCGCCAACACAGAUAGGCACACGUGGGAGAGUGUAUAUUAUUUCUGCUGAAAUAAAGACCCGACGGAAGUGCCCAAAUCCGCGCUUAUUUUGCUUAUUUUUUCAGCAAUUACACAAUUUCUUCCAGAAUCCUUUGGCACAUAUUUUUAUUCAUACAGACACUUGGGUGGUCAUAUUGGAUUCUGUAAAAAGUCAUUUUGAGAUCGUUACCACAACUGGCAUUUAUCUUUAAGUAAGGUGCUGACAUAUAAAUUGACCUAACACCAAUACCAAGAUGUUAGCGUUGAACAUGAGAUCACUAGUCAUGAUAUAAUAAGAAUAAUUUGAUUAUGAAUUGGUAUAGCCCAGCCACUAUAUAUUGUAGAUAUACUCUACUGUGCUUUAAUUUGAUACAUGAUACAUAUUCUCUAUUAUUUCCGCCGUAUUUAUGUUGGUCUAUGCAACGUAAUCGCGUGUAUUCAGACAUCUCUUUAUAUCUAGACUGCAGAGACCGAUCAUUCAUGCAUUGUUCAAACACAUACGCUGUCUGAGUAAUAAUCAUUUAAGAACAAACAUAGACAUGUACUGUACAUGGAAGUUGAAAGGUUAUCUUCCAACUGGGUGCUAGGGUAUGUCUCGAAGUGAUGAGCCAAAUAUCCACUCCCUUCAUUUGCAUCAACUUCCAUGAAUGUUUUCAUUGCAGCUAACUUGGAAAGGAGGAAUUUUGGGGAUGUGUUUUGGGGUGAUUCAAAAGAAAGAAUGAGAAUGUGUAAUAUGUAUUAUAAAGGAUCUUGAUGAUUCUAUGAAUAUGAAAUAAAAUGAUGAAUUGUCCUUGCAUGCUCCGACCAUAGAGCUUUAUUAGGACCUUGAUGUGGUGAAUAUAUUGAAGCUAUCUGUUGCUUCGAUACCAUGGCAACUGUAUCAAUUAAAAGUUUAACAUUGUUUUAACAUUUGACAA
Lytechinus pictus (painted urchin) is the source of this 5525-nucleotide messenger RNA. Its product is annotated as dihydrolipoyllysine-residue succinyltransferase component of 2-oxoglutarate dehydrogenase complex, mitochondrial-like. The transcript is spliced from 16 exons. Gene Ontology annotation, cellular component: mitochondrion; oxoglutarate dehydrogenase complex. Gene Ontology annotation, molecular function: dihydrolipoyllysine-residue succinyltransferase activity. Gene Ontology annotation, biological process: tricarboxylic acid cycle. Lineage: Eukaryota; Metazoa; Echinodermata; Echinoidea; Temnopleuroida; Toxopneustidae. The record is from RefSeq and is a predicted model, not a curated record. Bases 1 to 1410 code for a protein of 469 amino acids.